Messenger RNA from Triticum turgidum subsp. durum (durum wheat), 2085 nucleotides. The record is from the annotation of a GenBank genome assembly. NCBI's taxonomy places the organism in Eukaryota, Viridiplantae, Streptophyta, Magnoliopsida, Poales, Poaceae.
AUGGCCGGCGGCGGCGACCACCCGGGCGCCAACAAGCGGAAGCGCGAGGCCGCGGGGAGGCCCAAGGCGCCGUCCAAGGGGCCUGGCCCCGGCCCCGGCGACGCCGCCAAGCGCAAGAAGACCUACGACGCCCCCGCCGCCAAGCCCAAGCCGCAGCCCGUCACCGCCAAGGAGAAGCGGGUCGCCUCCAAGGAAAUGUCCGAGUCGAGGAAGAUGAAGAGGAAGCCCAAUUACAACCUCGAGAAGGAACUGGCAGUACUAUGGGAGAAGAUGAGAUGUCGUGAUGUGAGCAAGGAGAAUAGAUCCAAGCUAGUAACCGAGGCUCUCCGUAAAAUGGAUGGCAAAUAUUUCGAAAUUGCUGGAUCCCAUGUAACCGCACGUGUUCUUCAAACAUGUGUCAAGUGGUGCUCACAGCCAGAGAGGGAUGCUGUUUUUGUUGCCCUGCAGCCACAUUUGCUCCAUCUUUCUCGCAAGAAAUACGCUGUUUUCCUUGUGAAGAAGCUCAUAAAACUUGGUACAUUUCUCUAUGUUUCGCUAAACCCCCGUAUGUUUUCAUAUGUGAGAAUGUUGCUCGUUUGUUUGAUAACCCUUAGCUUGACUAACAUACCUUUUUGUUUUGUGACUGCAGCCACUAAAAAACAGCUUGCCUUGUUCAUCUCUUCCCUUCAUGGUCAUGUCGCUUCUCUACUUCGUCACACAAUAGGAGCCGCAGUUGUUGAUUGCGCCUUUCAUCAGGCGACGCCGCCUCAGAAAAGAAGUUUGUUGUUGGAAUUGUACUCCACUGAGCUUCAGCUGUUCAAAGACUUGACUGAACAAAAAUCAUGCAGUUUGUUAGAAACAAUUUCCAAGCUUGGACUACAGAAAUCAUCUGUCCUGCAGUAUAUGACUACUGUUAUCCAGCCACUUUUGGAAAAGGGUAUUGUUGAGUAUUCCAUAGUUCACACGGUCAUAUUGGAGUACUUAACAAUUGCGGAUAAGACAUCAGCCUUGGACGUGAUUCGUCAGUUAAUCCCCCAUCUUACCCAAGGGUCAUCUGUCGUAGAUGGAGAUGAACUAUCAGGGGUCGCUGAAGUACCAACGAAAUCAAAAGCUAAGAAGAAAAGAUCUUCAGAACCACUUCUCAUUCGAAUCAUGCAGACGAGGGAAGGUUUAAAAAUAGGACUUGCUUGCCUCAAGCAUGGCAGUGCGAAGGAUAGGAAGAAAAUUAUCAAAAGCUUGAAGGGGCAGACUAUGAAGCUUGCUCUUGGUGAUUAUGGAUGCCUUUUCCUUGCUUGUCUUCUCUCCAUUGUUGAUGACACAAAACUUGUUACUAAGGUUGUAAUUGAUGAGCUGACAAAGCAGUUAAAGGAACUCAUAUUUGACAAGAACGGGAGACGCCCAUUGCUGCAGCUACUUCACCCACUUUGCUCACGUUAUCUGACUCCGACUGAUUUGAAUUGUCUGAAGUACAGUGUGCCUUCCCUUGUUUCAAAGGAUGAGGCAUCAGAGAGUGCUACUAAAGUUAACUUGGAUAGUAAGUUGGAUGAUGUCGCUGACAAAGAACAUGGGGGUUCAGAAGACACAUUGGUUGCAUCUGAUAGCAAGAAGGACCCGUUUAAACGGCGGCAAGAACUGUUGGUGAAAAGCGAGCUUUUUGAGGUUCUCAUCGAGAUUUGCAUUGAAAAUGUUGGGGAGUUACUUAGAACAAACUUCGGCAAAGAUGUAUUAUACGAGGUUGCUGUAGGUGGAAAAAAUAAUGUCUUGGAGGGGGUCACCGACAGGAUCCACGUGCUUCACAAUGCUAUAGCUUCUGACGCAGCACGCCCGAGGACAGAAGAUGUUGAGCACGCCUUUGAUAACUACCACUCGAGCCGCGUAAUCAGAAAGAUGAUACUUGAUUGCCCUGCGUUUGCCGCUACCCUAUGGAAAAAAGCCCUCAAAGGGAAGUGCAAGUCAUUUGCAGAUGGAUUCAGCUCCAAGGUUGUGGCUGCCUAUCUGGAAUCUCGGGAUUCCAAGGUGAAGGAUCUAGCGAGAUCCGAGGUGCAGCCGCUCAUCGACGGUGGCAUUCUGAAGAUUCCAGAGCAUAAAGCAGCGGAGAAGAAGUGA